AAUCAUAGUAUGCUUCUUAUUGGUCAGUCACAUGAUUUGCAUUUUUCCGCCAUCUUGGUCAUAAGACUAAACGAGUAAUCUUAACUUUUAAUUCAAAAAUCAUUCCUCUCUAUUAGAAUGGACGGUUUCAGUGAAGGAAGUCCAGUAUAUGCUCCAUUUUUUGGAGUAAUGGGAGCUACUGCAGCUAUGGUAUUCAGUGCUUUGGGUGCCGCCUACGGAACAGCGAAAGCUGGAACUGGAAUAGCAGCAAUGGCAGUUAUGAGACCUGAACUUAUAAUUAAAUCGGUCAUUCCAGUUGUCAUGGCUGGUAUUAUCGCCAUAUACGGUUUAGUUGUUGCUGUUCUUAUAGCCAAGGAUUUAGCAGAUGACGGAAAGUACAGGCUUUUUAAAGGGUUUGUACACUUAGGGGCAGGUUUAAGUGUUGGUCUUAGUGGAUUGGCAGCAGGAUUCGCUAUAGGUAUCGUUGGUGAUGCUGGAGUUCGAGGUAUGGCUCAACAACCACGUCUAUUUGUUGGUAUGAUCCUUAUUAUGAUCUUCGCUGAAGUUCUUGGUCUUUACGGAUUGAUCGUAUCGCUGAUCCUUAGCACAAAACAAUAAAUGUUAUAUCAUCCUCCUAAUAUUACGUCGGGGAAUUGUGCACAUACUUUAGAACAAUUAUAGUAAGUGUUGUAUUGGGAUAUUUAAGAUAUAAUGUAUAAAGAAGCAUUUACAGUUUUGCUGGACGUAGGAUACACCAUGUCAAAUCGUUGUUGUGCUAUUUUGCGUUUAACAGACUUUUCUGCCAAGUAUGUGCAUGUGUUUCUUGGGGAUUUUUAUGCAGUAGCUCCUACAAUCAAGAACUGACAUAAAGAUGCUGCAGUUAAAUAUAUAAAGAAAUAUAACAUUAGUGUUGUCUUACUGCAUAAUAAUGCCCAACGAAAUAUCUCCAAUCAUUACUUAGUUCAAAUAUAUUAAAUAUUUCAAUUUAUUUCAAUGUAUAGAGUGAAUAAUAAAUAUAUCUAAAAUACCUGUGAGUCAAUAUCACGUGGAUAAGAGUUUAUAAAAAAAGAUGUCAGUCGUCAGUUCACCCAUUGGCUUUUCAUGAGGACUAGACAAGAACAUGUUAGGGAAAGGAUUGAUUAUAUAAUCGUUGAACUCUAAAAAGACAGCAAAUGCUAAUGCCAUCUGUUAAUCCAUUCAAAUUCAAAGAUAGAUAGAUAGCUCACGUGACGAUUAUUCCGGACAACCCAUUCUAUUGAUGACAUGACUCUUUUGAAACAGGGUAAUCGAUAAUGUUUAUACCGAUUACCAUAAUUUUUUUUACUAAUGUGGAUAAAGAGACAAUAUUCAUUUUUCUACCAUAAAGUUAACUCUGGACUUUUCAAUAUGGCCGGCAGUUUUACACCGUAUGAUACGAGGCUAAAUACUAGAACGAUAUUCUUGAUUAUAUCUUAACAAUUGAUCUUAUAACCGACCCAAAAUUUUUGAAGAAGUAAUUUCAAAGCGUUGUUUUUGUAAUUCAGAUAUUUAUAAAUAUUUCAUAUAUGUAGCUCUGCUAAUUAAUCAUGUGAUAAAAUAUCCUUCGACCUACAUCCCCUAUUAAGUUUAAUUAUGUAAAUGAAUAUUCAGUAAACUAAUGAGAUGGCUAUAGCUUUUUAUUAUUUUAACGAUAAAACAAUCAUUUCAUUCAUUUAGCUUUUAAAAUAGCAACAUUAUUCAUUUUAGAGACUCUCUUUCAUUGUAGUUAUUAAAUAUUAAUAUAUUUGACCUAUUAAUAAUUCGAUUAAAAUUCUGGCUAAGAUAAGAAAGUAUUAGCAUAAACUCGAAAUUUGAUAAAAUAGUGAUCCUAUAAGAUUUUUUUUAUCAAAAUAAUAGAUUAAGUAAAUUAAGAGAACAUUUCAAUUUAUUAUAGAAUAUAGUUAUGUAGGAAAUAAUAAUUGAGACAUACUUGUUUGUUCAUAGCUAACUUAAUUGAAACAUUACAAAUUAAAAAACAAAUAUAAAGAAGCGAACGAAUAUAAAAGGAGUAUAAGGCGUGCAAUAAAUGUUGAUAAAAAUUGAAAAAUCUUCACUUAUUUCUUAACAAAAGCUAUUGUACAUCGACAAAUGCAUUGAGUAUAUAUCUAUAUAUACAUUUAAUAUAUGCUUGAUGCAUAUCCGCGUAUUCAGUAGAUGGAAUAUUAAUUUCAGUUAGAAAUAUUCUUUAUGAAUUUUCUUCUAACAUCUAUCUACGUACUUUUAACCUAUGCAGAUGGUUUUAAAAAAGCAAAAAUACAAUAAAAAAAAAUAAAUCAACAGAAAGCGUUUCCUUUCAUUUUUUUUGCUGUAUCGAUAAGUAAUUUAAAAAUCCAAUUAAAUUAAAACUGAGAGAAAUACUAUAGUAAAAUAAUAAUAUUAGAUUAAUCAAGGUUCUUCGCUGUGAGGUGAUUGGUUGUUAUUAUCUCGAUUUCCCAUUAUUGCUCCACAAACGCCAAUAAUACACAUAGAGCAGCACAUGCAAAGUGCAAAUAUGUAAACUGCCGUUGUUAUCCAAAAGGAAAAGUAAUAUAAAGUGGGAUUACAGUAGUCGGCACUCUCCUUAUUUUUGUCAUCAAAAUCAUCGUAUAUUUUAUAUAUCCAAACGUUUCCGGCGACGAACCAUCCAAAGAGGAAACACCCAAUAAGACUAUCAAAAGGAUUGGUUUUACUAUUGGCUUCUUCAGCAUUCUCUUCGUUCCGAUUUUUACAUCGUUGAAAGAGAGAAGAUAUAUUUUUUAAAACACCAAAUGCACCAGCCACAAUUAAAUAUAUGGGUAUGUAUUUCUCUCUUGGGCAAUCACCCUUAUAUAUCGAUCCAAUAACAAUCAUCGAUAUAGGUAUAGCCAAUAGAACUAGAAGCAUCAGUGUAAAUGCCACAGUAGAUACUAUAAUUUGAAAAAAUUUCUUAGCAUAUUGAAGAGUAGAUGUAGACUGAUUCCUGGCCUCCUUCAUUCUGCCAAAUAUUGUAUCAUAUGAGGGUGGAGGAUCGUUAUAAGUUGCAUCGUAGGCUGGUGGCGUGGAGCCAUAACUUGGAGGUGGAUCUGGUUCCUGAAAUAUAAAAUACGUAUAUUCUUUGAUCUCACCUGUAUGCGUGCGUUAUAUACGUGAUACAACUACGAAACAAUCAUACUAUUAUUAUAAUCUUAGUGUCAUAAUAAAUUUUCAUUGUGGACAACAAACCAUGUUCGCCGAGAAAUUGUGACGUAAAUAUCAAGUUUAUUUAUUAAUUAAUUUAUUAAACCUUUUGACUAAUUCUCAGCCCUUUAAUAUUGAUUUAUGUUUUUAAUAUAUAUUGUCAUGCUCUAUAUGGCACAACAAAAAUUCGAAUUACUCAUGGGAAAUACACUGCUAUCAAAACUAGAAUGAUUAUAUUAACUCUUAAUUAACUUGUUUUAUAGGCAGGAGUGGUCAAUUACUGACAUGAACCAGAAUACUUUAAUCAUUUUCGUAUUAAUAUACAAAACAUAAAUACGAAUUAGGAAUCUAUUGAAUAAAUUGUAAAAUAUACCAUCGAUUGUGCUGAAGCUGCUCCUGCUUCCACCUCUUUGGUUACUUCCAUUUUUUUUCUUAUGAAAUUAUAGAAAUUUACAAUAAUAAAUAAAUGGUUUGAUCCGAAACUCUAGUUCUAAGGGCUGACCAACAGUAUAGAUACUUAUCGACUAAUUGAUAGAACCGGUGAAGUAAAAGUAUGGUUCAGUGGUCUGACUGGUGUCUACGAAUAACAUGCGCAAAUCAGAGCUCAACCUGAUGACCGGUAACAGUAGUAAAAUUUCAAUUUUUUUAUACGCUUAUUUACUGCACUAUUGUGGAAACCUGUUACAGUCA
Molecule: messenger RNA, 3822 nt
Organism: Dimorphilus gyrociliatus
Lineage: Eukaryota; Metazoa; Annelida; Polychaeta; Dinophilidae
Source: the annotation of a GenBank genome assembly